Nymphaea colorata (pocket water lily) is the source of this 1369-nucleotide messenger RNA. RefSeq names its product NAC domain-containing protein 6. The coding region runs from base 108 to 1052 and encodes 314 amino acids. NCBI's taxonomy places the organism in Eukaryota, Viridiplantae, Streptophyta, Magnoliopsida, Nymphaeales, Nymphaeaceae. Gene Ontology annotation, molecular function: DNA binding. Gene Ontology annotation, biological process: regulation of DNA-templated transcription. The record is from RefSeq and is a predicted model, not a curated record. The transcript has 3 exons.
UACAGUGCAAGCUCUCCCCUUCCAAUUCCAUUUAAAUAUCAGAUGGUAUCAGCAACCUCAGCACUCGGCAACCGAUUAUACCCACAUCUCCCCACCUCCUCCUCAACAUGGACAGAACCCUGAGACAAGAUAUUGAUCUCCCUGGCUUUAGGUUCCACCCCACUGAAGAAGAACUGCUGGGAUACUACCUCAAGAAAAUGGCACUAGGGAAAGCUCUCCAUUUUAAUAUAAUUGGCACACUGGAUUUGUAUUCUUAUGAUCCUUGGGAGCUGCCAAGGAAGGCGGAGAUGAGAGCAGAAAGAGAAUGGUACUUCUUUGUUCCUAGAGAUAGGAAGAACCAGAGUGGAAGGAAACCGAAUAGAAUUGCAAAGGGAGGCUUCUGGAAGGCAACUGGAACCGACCGGCUGAUCAGAAGCGCCGCUGAUCCAAGAUGCAUCAUUGGGAUAAAGAAGACCUUGGUGUACUACACAGGUAGAGCACCCAGGGGUGGCAAAACUGACUGGAUCAUGAAUGAGUAUAGGAUGCCAGACAACUGUCAACAAUGCAAGAGGGACAUAGUCUUGUGCAAGAUAUAUCGGAAGGCGACAUCAAUUAAGGUGUUAGAGCAACGAGCACUGGAAGGCAAUUCCAUGGAAGCGAUUCAGGGGAGUCACUCGACAACUGAGACUGGCUCUUCCUCUGAGCAGGAGUUUUCGCCAAACGUCGACCCCAAGCCCGAGAUCAUAGAGGACGACCAGAGAGGAAACCACGAAGUUUCUUCUCAAUUCGGCGGCCUGCAGUUUCAAGAAAUCGCCAGCGAAUUGGUAACAGGUACCGUUCAAAUUCCAGUGGCCAUGUCCAGGGAAAACUUGACUAAACUUCAGAUGCCCAAGGCCAACACGGACUGGUGGACUCAAGAUUCUUCCAUGGCGUACAGCCCUUGGAUGGACAACUGGAAUCCUGACACCAUACUCAUCGACCACCAUAUGAUCUCACAUUUUUCCCCUACCCUUCUCCAUGAUCCACAGCUUGUAAGAGACCUAGAGCAAAAGAACGCUCAUUUGGGGAACUAAUCCCUGCUGCGUGACUCUUUAGAAAAAUUCCCUUCCUUUUGUUCAAAUUCUGUGUAGCGAAAAACUAGGGAGAACAAGCUUUUCGUUUUCUCGACUGCUGUAGCUGACGGUAAAGAGAUUGUAAUAUUUUGUGGUUCUCGACGGUGGGGAAGUUUCAGUAGCUGUUGUUCUUCUCACUUUAACAGAGUCUCAUUCUCUCACGACUUCUUCCUGCCUUGUUUUAGCCUUUCCCGUAAAGUUGAAACGGGAAGCAGUUUCCGUAGUCCUGUAAUAUAUUUCUCUGAAAGAAAUAGAAACUUCCUUCUGUGUGGGGUCAA